AUGAAAGUAACUAGCAUCCUCCUUGCGGUAUCCAUGGCCCUGGCGGCUCAAGCACAAAAGAACCAAGCAUCGCCAUCUGAUGUAUGUAGUACGGAUAUCACUGGUAGCGGACAAGGCGAUUUGGACGCUAUCAAAGGCUGCAAGACCUAUAAGGGUACCAUCACCAUGGAAAAACCACCUGUGGAUCAGUUGAUGUUGGAAGGUGUCGAGUCAAUCCAAGGCAACUUGAUUAUUCGUGGUAGCGACACGCUUACGAGCUUCCGUGCCCCACAACUCAAGUCCGUCAAGGGUGAAUUAUCGAUCUCGCAGCAUACACGUUUGGAACGUCUUGACCUUGGUGCUCUUACAGAGGUCCAAUCGCUUACAUUGUCAGUGUUGCCUGUAUUGGAGAAGAUCGAUUUCGCAGCUGGUCUGUCACAAGUCGAUGAUUUGCGUAUUGAAGAUACACGUGCAUCCAACAUUGGUGGUCUCAAGCUUGAGAGGCUUCAUUCUUUUGCUCUCACCGAGAACACUCUUAUGAAAAAGUUUGAGUUAUCUGCCAAGGAGAUCACUGGUAAAUUGUUUGUCGUUGGCAACAGCAAUGAAAUGGAAUUCGAUGCCUCUCAAUUGGCAUCCGUGCAAGAUGCUACAUUCCGCAACCUUGCCAAGAUCAACCUAUCCGGAUUGGCACACGUGCAAUCUGAUAUUUCAUUCCAUCAAAACGGGUUCAGUGAUUUGCAUAUUGACAAUGUCGAGGAUAUUGGUGGCACUCUUGCUAUUGCCAACAAUGAUCAUUUGACUGAGACCUCGUUCAAGAAGCUUUCUCUCAUAACGGGUGCUUUAUCCAUCGGCAACAACACGCAAUUACAAUCCAUCAGCGGCUUCCCUAGUCUCAAUGCCAUUCAUGGUACAGUAGACUUGGCUGGUAACUUUGACAAGUACGAGUUCCCUCAACUUCAAGAUGUGCGUGGUGGUAUGCGUAUCCAAACUACCAGCAGCUCAUUCAAUUGUCCAGAGCUUGAGCAAAAGUUCAAAAAGAGCAGCGUUGUCAAGGGCAGCAUCUGGGGUUGCAAGUCGAACAUGGAUGCCAACAAUAUGGAUCCCACUAUUGGCCAAGGCGGUGCUGGUGGUGCUGGCGGCAGUGGUGGUUUGGGUUCCAUGCCCAAGAAACAAAAGACCCACAACUCAUCAUCCUCCAACAAGUCAGGCGAUGAUCACUCAUCAGGCGCAUCCUCUAUCUCGCUUCGAGGUUCCUUUGUUGCCCUUGCAGCUGGUUUGCUUGGCUCUCUUGCAAUGUAG
This is a messenger RNA of Lichtheimia ornata, 1278 nucleotides long. RefSeq lists its product as uncharacterized. Gene Ontology annotation, cellular component: plasma membrane; fungal-type cell wall. The record is from RefSeq and is a predicted model, not a curated record. Bases 1 to 1278 code for a protein of 425 amino acids. Lineage: Eukaryota; Fungi; Mucoromycota; Mucoromycetes; Mucorales; Lichtheimiaceae. Gene Ontology annotation, biological process: fungal-type cell wall organization. The transcript has 3 exons.